Entamoeba dispar SAW760 is the source of this 1116-nucleotide messenger RNA. RefSeq names its product dual specificity protein kinase lkH1, putative. Gene Ontology annotation, molecular function: ATP binding; protein kinase activity. The record is from RefSeq and is a predicted model, not a curated record. The transcript has a single exon. Lineage: Eukaryota; Evosea; Mastigamoebida; Endamoebidae. The coding region runs from base 1 to 1116 and encodes 371 amino acids. Gene Ontology annotation, biological process: protein phosphorylation; regulation of mRNA processing; spliceosomal complex assembly.
AUGGAGCCAUAUGAUGAUGAAAAUGAUUCACUUAGUGACAUGGACGAAGAGGAUGAUGUUGAAGACAUUAAUGACUAUCACUAUGGUGGAUAUCACAAAGUUGAAAUUGGUGAAGUUUUCAAUAAAAAAUAUAUUGUAAAAACGAAACUAGGAUGGGGUCAUUUUUCCACUGUUUGGCUAGUUGAAUUUCAAAAUAAUGGCAAGGUUGAACAAGGAGCAUUAAAGGUUGUUAGAAGUGCACAAAAAUAUACAGAAACCGCACGAGAUGAAAUAGAAAUACUAAAAACUAUUUCAAAUAAUGAUCCAUUAAAAAAGUGUUAUUGUUUACAUCUUAUUGAUUCAUUCCAACACCGAGGAUUAAAUGGAAUUCAUAUGUGUAUUGUUACUGAAGUUGGAGGAAGUAAUUUAUUAUCUCUAAUUAAAUUAUACCAUUAUCAUGGAAUUCCACUAGAAAUUACAAAAGAAAUAUCACGACAAGUAUUAGUUGCAUUAAACUAUUUACAUAAUAAAUGUUCUCUUAUUCAUACUGAUCUUAAACCAGAAAAUGUAUUAUUAAAUUUUGUUAUUGAUCAUAAUCAUAUUAAAAGAAGAAACCAAGUCCCUCCUGCUAAUAAUAUUAAAGUUAUGUUGGCUGAUUUUGGUAAUGCCAAUUGGAUCGAAAAAAGAUUCACAAAUGAUAUUCAAACUAGACAAUAUCGUUGCCCAGAAGUUAUGUUAGGGCUUCACUGGGGAUGUCCUGCAGAUGUUUGGUCUCAUGCUUGUAUGAUCUUUGAACUAUUAACAGGUGAUUUCUUAUUUGCUCCAAAACAAACAACUCAUUAUUCCAAAGUUGAAGAUCAUUUUGCUCAAUUUAUUGAACUUCUAGGACCAAUUCCAAGAAAUAUGAUUGACAAUUCUCCUUAUAAAAGAAAAUAUUUUACAAAUGAUUAUGGACUUAAGAAAAUACCAAAUAACCAGUUAUCUUAUUGGCCACUCGAUAUGGUUUUAAGAGAUAAAUACAAAUUCUCAGAACAUGACUCAAAACAAAUAAGUUCUCUUCUUCUUCCAAUGCUUGAUUAUAAUGAAUUAACUCGUGCAAGUGCAGCUCAAUGUCUCACUCAUUCAUGGUUCAAUUGA